Pecten maximus is the source of this 2703-nucleotide messenger RNA. RefSeq names its product organic cation transporter protein-like. Gene Ontology annotation, molecular function: transmembrane transporter activity. Bases 196 to 1881 code for a protein of 561 amino acids. The record is from RefSeq and is a predicted model, not a curated record. Gene Ontology annotation, biological process: transmembrane transport. Lineage: Eukaryota; Metazoa; Mollusca; Bivalvia; Pectinida; Pectinidae. The transcript is spliced from 10 exons. Gene Ontology annotation, cellular component: membrane.
GAUGCCUGAACCAGAGUGACUCACCUUUGUUCAUUUACGCGAACAAAUUCAUUUAAAUGUAGUCAGUUUCACCGAGAGUUCACAGUGGAAAGACGUUUUUCGGUGUUUCAAGUUAGCGUUUAUAUCAUUUGAUUUUGUUGAACAAGCUGGUUGCCAUUUCACAUCAAGCUCGAUAGUAUAGACGAGGUAGCAAAAAUGAAAUUUGACGAUAUUCUAAAAACUAUCGGAGAGUUUGGAAAGUACCAAAAAAUAUUGUACUUUUUAUUAUGUAUGUGUUCAGUGAGUGCUGCUCUGCAUAUGGUGAUUUCCGUAUUUCUGAUGGGAACUCCUACUCAUAGAUGUGCCAUACCGGGGUACCCUAACGAUACAUUCGCAAUCCAAAGUCCCUUCCAUAAGGCUUUGAUCAAACGACUCGUGCCGCCGUCUACGGACGAAACCCUCGAUUACGCCAAGUGUGACCUGUAUGAUCGGUCGUACGACGGUGAUGAUAACUCUACCGACCAAAAGGCCUGUACGAGUUGGGUUUACGACAAGAGCAUCUUCAUCAACACCUUCACGUCGGAGCAUGAUAUCGUGUGUGAAGACAAGUUGAAGACGUCUCACGCUCAGAUGAUAUUUUUCGGUGGUGUGUUGGUAGGGGCUAUAGGUUUGGGAUCUUUAUCAGACAUAAUUGGACGGAAGAAGACGCUUUACCUCUCCUUUCUGUUGUUAUUGGGAUCUACCUUAGGUGUAGCAUGGGCUCCGGAUUUCAUCACCUUCUGUAUCCUUCGGUUCCUCGUAGGAACGGCAUGUGCCGGGAUGUUCAUGACUGCCUUUGUCAUUGGGAUGGAGCUAGUUGGUCCCUCCAAGCGUGUGUGGGCCGGUAUUGUCAUCGAAUAUUUUUUCGCCUUGGGACUUGUCAUUCUCGGAGGGGUUGGAUAUGCAUUCAGAGAAUGGAAGUGGACCGAGAUCACAUGCUCAGCACCUGCCGCUCUUUUCCUUCUAUACUGGUGGUUUAUCCCUGAGUCACCGAGAUGGCUGAUCAGUCAGGGUAAAAUAGAGGAGGCCAACAAGAUCAUACAGAAGGCGGCCAAGGUUAACAAGGUGACGAUUCCAGAAAAGAUUCUGAAUGCUGACUCUAUAGAGGAACCGGAAACCGGUCGCCUAUGGCACCUGUUUACAUCCCGUGUCCUUCUCUUUCGAACACUCAUCAUAUUCUUUAACUGGGCGGUGGUCAGCAUGGUUUACUACGGACUUUCACUUAACACCGGGAACCUCGGAGGUGAUUUCUACGUCAACUUUCUGUUGUCUGGAUUGGUCGAGUUUCCCGCCUAUACACUAUGCCUUGUACUUCUUGACCGGGUAGGCAGACGAAUUCUUCAUGCUGCAUGCAUGAUACUUGGUGGCGUUGCUUGCAUUGUAACUCUUUUCCCCAUGAUUUACGCAGACGAAAGUCUCCAGCCAAUUACUGUCACUUUAGCCAUGUUGGGUAAGGUUGGAGCUGCCGCUGCUUUCGCUGUGAUAUAUGUGUGGUCAGCAGAGCUAUAUCCGACUGUUGUAAGGAACGCCGGAAUGGGCGCCAGCUCCUCGUGCGCUCGUAUAGGGGGCAUGAUUGCGCCGUACAUUGCCGACCUGAGUAAGGUAAUUGAGGGUAAUUUCGGACGAGCAGUUCCUCUGGUCGUCUUUGGUGCAGCGUCUGUUGUAGCUGGAAUAAUGUCACUAUGGUUACCGGAAACUAACAACAGAGACCUUCCCGAAACUCUUGAGGACGGCAGACGAUUUGGUACAAAAGAGUCGUCAAAGAAAUACGAACCAAAACUCGAGUUUGACAACAAGGCAUUUGAUUCGGAGGCUGGCAUUGCUAAUGGCUCCAAUGGAGGUUACAACGGCACCAAGCUAUAAAGAAUUGUCAGAACAUGUAAAACCACUAGUUGGUGAGAAAGUGUGAUUAGGACGUUCAAAAUUAGCAAGCAAAAGGUGAUUUUGUAUGUGUGGAAUUAGCAUAAUAAUGUUAUUUGCAUAAGAAAAUGGCUUAUAUAGCAGGAUUUAACAUAUGAUUGCUCUCCUGUUUACGGUCUGCUAUUUAAUGAGUUAACGCUUUAUGUUUGUAUGAUCCAGCUUACAUAGGUACAAAUUGAUUUAUCCCAACACAAUAGCAUAAUAGUAUGCUUGACAAUGAUAUUAUCGGUAGUUCUUAGAGUAAAGGCGGUCUGACAUACCAGAUUUAAAAAUGAUUCAAUGCUGUUAUGAAGGAAAUUACUACAGUACCUUUGAAAAUAUCUCGCGGUACUGAUAUUAAGUUUAACGAUUUUGAGCUUAUUUAUGACAGGACAUCACGUCACGUGAGUUAAGAUUAAGUUAUCGAAAAUUGUGUCUUAUCUGUAGUCAGAGGUUUUGGUGACAGAUCCUAUCUUAAGAGCGGUGUACAACUGACUAUAAAAAGGCGACAUAUCAAAUUUGAUAAUGUAAUUGUUGUAUCUAUGCUAUAUCGAACAACAUGUAUUUUAUCCUUCUAUACUGUGAUCUUUGCCAUAUUAUUUCACUUUUACAUUCUUAUAUUUUACAUAUGGAAUAUUGCAUUCGAUAUAUAUAUUUAUGAUGUAUAGUUUGAAUUCCUUUGACUAAUCCGUGCUUCCAUAUGUGAAGCAAAACAUUUAAUCGUAUACCAAUAUUUUUUUAUUUACAGAAAGAAAAGAAAAAAUAAACAUGUGGGUUAUUUUUUUA